AUGGUGAAUUCGUACAUUCCUCUUCGUUUCACCAUUUUCAUCUCCUCCUCCCUCGCAGCCGCUUCUUCCUUCAAGCUCUCCACUUCCCGUCCUCCGUCGUCACUUCCGAAAGCCACCGCCAACGAUCUCCUCUCAGUUUUAGGCCCACCCUCCGCCGCGUCGACCAUUAACCCCGUCGUGUCUCGAGAAAUCCGAUCGUCCCUCAAAUUCCUCGUCCCCUUCAAGCCGGAUAAACCUGGAUCCGAAUUGGGAGGAUGUUCACUUCGCACUCGACUCUGCUCAGGGAAAAUCGACGCCCUUGAGAGGCGGAGCAGGUUUGAGGAGGAUAACUCUCUCGUAUGGUGGCCACCGGAGCCGAUUCUCGAGCUUGCUCGUCUCGCUGUCGACUCCGGCGGUGAUCCCGGCGCAAUUCAGCGAACCCUCGAUCCCAAAAUGCUCCCGGUUCCUGAUGUCGAAGGAUCAAGAAAAGGCAAAUUUCAACUCACUAGAACUCCAUAUGGCCGUCACUUCAUAGCAGAGGAAGUGAACUCAUAUUUUGAGUUCUUGUUUCGUCUAAUUGAAUCUAGGGGACCAAGUGUCGGGUUGGAUGUUUCAUUGUCUCGAUAUGAUCUGUUCCAUGGCCACCUAUUCCUUGCAUCAGAAUCUGGACGCAUUGGAAUAUUGUUUCAUGCUAAAGAAUACCCAGCCUAUGACAAGGAAGUAUUUCCUUACAACAUGGGAUAUUGCCAAAGAGGAUCUGACGUGACGUACGAUGAUUCAAUGAACUUGAGGAAUAUUCUUUGGCUUGGACCAUUACCCAGCAGCUCUACUUCAGACUGGCUUGCUCCAGGUGUACUUGUGGUGCUUGAUGCGCACCCAGAUGGAAUCAUAUACCGAGAUCUCAUCCCUGACUAUGUUAAGUUUGUAAGAACAAUAUACGAAGUUCUCUGUCUAAUCCAUUCUCCACCAGAUGAUUUGGGAACAAUCGCAGUUGAGGUCAAUUACUUGAAUGUCGGAGCUGGGGAACCUGAUUAUCAGCUUUUCAUGUGCUGA
Molecule: messenger RNA, 1032 nt
Organism: Arabis nemorensis
Lineage: Eukaryota; Viridiplantae; Streptophyta; Magnoliopsida; Brassicales; Brassicaceae
Source: the annotation of a GenBank genome assembly